GUCAUUUUCAUGGUCACGAAGUGAAAUCCCCGACCUUUGGACUACAUCGUUCGUCGUGACGUCAUCUUCAGUCUAUCGCCAAAGUUCCUUCCUAUAAAAUCUGAAGCAGUCGCUCAAUCCUCAUUACAGCAACUGAGAAGCACUUCAUGAGCUUUCUUCUGCACUUCAAACUGCUCAACAGAUUUUCUGCUAACAUGGGUUCUAUGGAGGAUGCAAAUAACCAGAAUGUGGUUGCUCGAAUUGUUCACCUUCCCCUGGUUGUGUCCACCUACGACAUGGUGUCGAACGUGUACGUCAACACCAAGAACAACCACCCGUACCUGAAGUCUGUGUGCGAGGUUGCUGAGAAUGGUGUCAAAUCCAUAACCUCAGCUGCCUUUCACAGCGCUUUACCAAUCAUUGGCAAACUGGAGCCUCAGAUCUCUAUGGCAAAUGACUUGGCGUGCAAAGGACUGGAUAAGAUAGAAAAGACUCUGCCGAUCCUACACAAGCCAUCUGAAGAGAUUGUGGCCAAUGCUAAAGAUGCAGUGACAGGAGCCAAGGAGGCUGUCAGCGGUACCGUGAGCGGUGCCAAGGAGUCUGUCUCUAUCACCCUGAAUGAUGUGAUGGACCGAACACGCGGGGCAGUGCAGGGCAGUGUGGAGAAGACCAAGACUGCGGUCAGCGGUGGAGUCCAGACGAUGAUGGACAGCAGGAUGCUCAAACUGGUGUCCAGCAGAGUGGACAAUGCACUGAGCACAUCUGAGACGCUGCUGGAGCACUAUUUGCCUGAAAAUGAGGAGGAAAAAGAAGGUGAAGAGAGGAAUACUGAAGGAUUAGAAAAUGACAGCGAUUUGGCCAAUUAUUAUGUCCGAUUGGGCUCUCUGUCCAUUAAAGUCAGAGACAGGACUUAUCAGAGAGCUGUGGAGAAAGUUCGUCAUGCCGUGCAGCGCGGACAGGAGUCCAUCUCACAGCUUAACCACACCAUGGAUAUAAUUGAAUUUACCAGGAAGAAUAUUGAUGGGUCGAACCAAAAGCUGCAGGAGAAACUGGGUUCACUGAUGGGCUGGAAGAGUGUUUCUCAAAGCCAAGAAACAGAGAGCGAAACAGACAGUGAAGCUGAGCAAAUUGAGUCGCGCACACUGGCCAUCGCCCACAGCCUCAGCCAGCAACUUCAGAGCACAUGUGUGGUGCUGGUGUCCAGUCUCAGGGGUCUUCCUCAGCAUGUCCAGCUCCAGGUGGUCUCCGUCAGCCGCUCCGCAUUGGAGAUCUACAGCAGCUUCAGUAAAGCGGCCGUCCUGGGGGAUCUGUCCAGCACCGUCCUGUCCUCCAGCCGCUCACAGCUCAGCAGAAUCACAGAGUCCAUGGACAACGUGAUGGACUACCUGCUCAACAACACUCCUCUCAACUGGUUGGUGGGUCCAUUUUACCCACGUGUGGAGCGUGCCACUGAAAACGGGCCCAAAUGUAGCAAACAGAGGACCCUUCAAGUCACUGAAUGAAGCUUAAUCGAUUAUUACAAUUCUGUCAUUAUUGAGUCACCUGAUUUGUUUUUUGAACACAAAAGACGUUAUUUUAAUAAUGUUCUAAACCGGUAGCCAUUGACGUCCAUUUUGUUUUCCUACACACAAAGUCAUGACAGCUAAUGUUUAUAUGUUGCUUCAACCUAUCUUAAUAAGUUAAUCAAGGGGUGACAAGGUGGUUCACUGGUUAGCACUGUCACCUCACAGCAAGAAGGUCGCUGAUUAGAGUCCAGGCUGGUUCAGUUGGCAUGCGUUAUAGGUGAAUUGAAUAAACUAAAUUGGCCGUAGUGUACGAGUGUGAAUGUGAGAGUGUAUGGGUGUUACGCAGCUGGAAGGGCAUCCGCUGCGUAAAACAUGCUGGAAUAUUUGGCGGUUCAUUCCUCUGUGGUGAUCCCUUAUGAAUAAUGGGACUAAGUCGAAGGAAAAUGAAUGAAUGAAUGAAUAAGUUAAUCAGGUUUCAACUCAUUUUUAAGUCAUGCGAAGUUAAAGUUAAUAAUUUUAGUCAGUCUGACUGAUGUGAGUUGAGACGGCGAAAUUGUAAGAAGUGAUUAUUUUCUUUACUUUAAAAUGUGAGUAAACCUGUUGCUUUAGAAGCGACAAGUUGACUUUACUUAAAAAAGUGAGUAAACCAGUUUUGACUUAGAAUUGUUAAGUUCAUCUAACUUAACUUUUUAAAUUAUGCACAGUUCAUUUACUUAAACAUUAUAAGGCAGAGUUUACUCACUUAUUUUAAGUCAACUAUAUAUAUUUUCAGUGUAGAAAAGUUAUAUUGAUUCAACUUAAAAAUUUUAAACGACUUAUUCAAGGGGUAAAAACUAAAAAAGUGACUUUUGCUGUUUGUUGAAGCUGCUUAUUUAAAAUAGGCUGAAACAACACAAUUCUGGAGUUUUUAGGCGGACGACUUAGACGUUCAACAUCCACUUAAAAUUGUAAAAAGUAAUAAGAUAACUUAAUCCUUUCAUGUUGUCCUAACACAAAAUCGAUUGUGUGGAACGCAGCAUUUUUGACAGUGAGUGUACUAUGGAAGUCAAUGGUCACCUUUCCAGCAUUCUUCGAAAUAUCUCAUUUUGUGUUGAAUAGAAAAAUAGAGAGUAAAUUAAAACUGUGCCUUUAAUCAUUUGUUUUUUACAAUCACACAUUCUUGUCAGUAAAAAUAUUCUCUACACUGAAAACAUUGAUAUUUUCUGUGAUGAUAAUGACUUUCUUUGCUGCAUUAUUUGGAUAUGCCUGAUUGUGCACACUAUAUUCAGUAUGCUGGCUUUAUAUUGGUUUUGUACAUUUCUAAUAAAAUAAUAUUAUGACAACA
Danio aesculapii is the source of this 2808-nucleotide messenger RNA. RefSeq names its product perilipin 2 (gene plin2). Gene Ontology annotation, biological process: lipid storage; positive regulation of triglyceride storage. Bases 147 to 1481 code for a protein of 444 amino acids. Gene Ontology annotation, cellular component: lipid droplet; cytosol. The record is from RefSeq and is a predicted model, not a curated record. The transcript is spliced from 8 exons. NCBI's taxonomy places the organism in Eukaryota, Metazoa, Chordata, Actinopteri, Cypriniformes, Danionidae.